AUGAACCUCUCGUUUCGUGCGCCUCUAUCUCGCGCUUCCGACCCGCGUCUUCUUUGUCCAGGGCCCGUCUCGUCAUCGCGCCGCCUAGUGUCGACAUUCUCCUCCCCCGCAAUCGAGCAAUCCCCGCGAAGCGUCCUUUUGCCCGCCGUCGCCCGACCCCGGCCCGCACCGUUCUCCCUCCCCGCCAAUCGCCGCCGAACCUCCUCCUUCGCUCGACAUUUCCAUACCACACCUGCUGCUCGCACCAUGUCUCCCACUUCGCAAGUCGUCCCCGCCUCCGCCGGCCAGCGCCUCGCCGGCAAGACCAUCCUCAUCACCGGCGCCUCCGCCGGCAUCGGCCAGGCCUGCGCCCUUGAGUUUGCCCUCGCGCAGCCGCAUGACCUGCGCCUGAUCCUCGCUGCCCGCCGUCUCGACACCAUCAAGAAGAUUGCUGCCGACAUCACCGGGCAGGUCGGCGACGGUGUUAAGAUCCUGCCGCUGCAGCUCGACGUCAGCAAACCCGACGAGGUGCGCGCCUUUGUGGGCAAGCUGCCGGACGAGUACAAGAAUAUCGACAUUCUCAUCAACAAUGCUGGCGGCGUCCGCGGCGUCGAGACGGUCGGCAACAUUGCCGAAGCCGACAUCAACGUCAUGUUCGACACAAACGUCACGGGCCUUAUCAACGUCACUCAGGCCGUUCUUCCCGUCUUCUUUGCUCGCCCGGACGGCGGCGCCGGCGAUAUAGUCAACAUUGGCUCCAUUGCCGGCCGCGAGCCCUACGCCGGCGGAUCCAUCUACUGCGCGACCAAGGCCGCCGUCCGCAGCUUCACCGACAGCCUGCGCCGCGAGACCAUGCACACCAAGAUUCGCGUCAUGGAGGUUGACCCCGGCGCGACCGAGACGCUAAGCAGUCAAUGCCAGGAAUUUUCCGUCGUUCGCUUCCGCGGCGACAAGGCCAAGGCCGAUGCUACUUAUGCUGGCAUGGAGCCCCUCACACCUCAAGACAUUGCCGAGGUUAUCGUCUUCAACGUCACCCGCCGACAAAACGUUGUCAUUGCCGAUUCGCUCAUCUUUCCCACGUCUCAGGCCGGUGUUGGUCCAGCCAACAUGUACCGCAAGACGGCAUAA
Molecule: messenger RNA, 1107 nt
Organism: Beauveria bassiana ARSEF 2860
Lineage: Eukaryota; Fungi; Ascomycota; Sordariomycetes; Hypocreales; Cordycipitaceae
Product: short chain dehydrogenase
Exons: 5
Coding region: 1-1107 (368 amino acids)
Cellular component (GO): cytosol
Molecular function (GO): oxidoreductase activity
Source: RefSeq, a predicted model, not a curated record